Messenger RNA from Porites lobata, 1116 nucleotides. The record is from the annotation of a GenBank genome assembly. NCBI's taxonomy places the organism in Eukaryota, Metazoa, Cnidaria, Anthozoa, Scleractinia, Poritidae.
GUUUCACUCCAGUGCGGAAGUGCGGAAAUGGCCACAGAAGAAGAUCACGAUGAUUUGAGAUUAUUUCACCUGGCCACUGCAAAACUAUCUGAUGCCCAAAAGCUUACUGAUGAAGCUCAUGACUUGUUGAAGCAGGACCUUGAAAAGGUCAGGGAAGAAAAAUCGAAUUUUGAAAAGAUGAUCAAAACACUAAAUCAGGUCCACUUUGCCAGCACCGUCAAGUUAAACGUCGGCGGAAAGAUAUACAAGACAACCCUGAAUACACUGCGAAAGGACCCGAAUUCCAUGCUGUGUGCGAUGUUUUCUGGGAGGUAUGAAGUCAAAGCUGACGAGGAAGACGGAGCUUAUUUUAUCGACCGCGAUGGUAAACUAUUCCGGUAAGUAGGGUAAGUGGCAUCAGUGACAAAAUGAGAAAUGAGUGGAAGUCGUGUAUAUUUAUGACCUUAAAACUAGUCUCGUCACGCAACACUCUCGAAAAAGUAACGAUCCGAUAGUGUGGCCCUUCUUUCCCACAACGAUAUAAAAAAGGGAAAUUUAUUAAAAUCAUCGGCGGGAGAACGCAUUUUGGGAACGGUGUAAGGGAGAUUUGGAAAACUGAGUGUCCCACUGCUUUAUGUUGACAAAAAAAGUGGCUGAAUAAUAUUCAUAAAUAUUGCAGCUUAAACAUUCAUUUGCAUACUUCGUUCAGUUAAUUAAAACUUGCCUUCCUCUUUUAAGAAAGAACGUUUUUACUCCCAAUUUAGCUACAUCUUGAACUAUCUUCGAAACGGCCAAUUUCGUUGCCCAAAAGACAGAACAAUUCGAGCAGACCUACUUUCAGAGGCGGAGUUUUAUCAGGUGCAAGGAAUGAUCGAUCGGCUACAAAAAGAGAUGUUCACCUUUACAUCAACCGUGAUAAAGAACAAAGAUCACUUUUUCUCCCUUGUGUCAUGGCUACCUGAAGGUGCAGCUUGUUCGCUGUUAUACCUAGCUUCUGCUGAUGGUAAAACUGCUAAGGACUUUCAUCGCUGCUGUGAUAACAAAGGCCCAACUCUCGUGGUGAUAGAAAGUGGAGAAUAUAUCUUUGGUGGAUUCACCUCGAAGUCUUGGUUGUCACCCAGUAAGUGGUUGAUCUGA